This is a messenger RNA of Sugiyamaella lignohabitans, 642 nucleotides long. It is a transcript of the gene THO1, whose product is annotated as Tho1p. NCBI's taxonomy places the organism in Eukaryota, Fungi, Ascomycota, Dipodascomycetes, Dipodascales, Trichomonascaceae. Gene Ontology annotation, biological process: poly(A)+ mRNA export from nucleus. The transcript has a single exon. Bases 1 to 642 code for a protein of 213 amino acids. The record is from RefSeq and is a predicted model, not a curated record. Gene Ontology annotation, cellular component: nucleus.
AUGGCCAAUUACACGAGUUUGAAAGUGAUUGAGCUGAAAGAGCUUCUAAAAGAGCGUGAUUUGGGUGUGUCUGGUACAAAGCCCGAGCUCGUGGCUCGUUUAGAAGAGGACGAUGCUAAGAGAGCUGCGACUGCUGGCACAGCUGGUUCUGAGCCCGCUGUUGCUGACGCUGCUGCUGAUGCUGUUGAUGCUGGUGCUGAUUCCACUGCUGUCGCUACUGAAACUCCGACUGUUGCGACUGCUCCUGCUGCCGAGGCUGCUCCGGCCACUGCUACAUCGCCCAUUGUCGUCGAUUCCGAACCUGUGGUUGUCAGUGAAACCACUGCUAGCGAGCCAGCCGCUGCCUCGACUGAAACAUCCGAGUCAAAAGAGUCCGACACUGAAGCUGUCAUUGCUGAGCUGGAAAAACGGGUCAACCGUCUCAACAAGUACGGCCAGCCAGAAGAGGCUGCCGAACUCACUCGCAAGAUCGAGAGAAUCAAGAAACUCGGGCUCGGAGAAUACAAAAAUGCCGACAAAGUGCUCAAGACCGUCAAGAACAAGUCCGACAGCUCCGUCACCAAGAAGUCGGCCGCCUCAAAAUACAACAUCCCCGAAGAUGUGCUCGCAAAGCGCAAGGCCCGCUUUGCUAGUAGCACUUAA